Molecule: messenger RNA, 1197 nt
Organism: Megalops cyprinoides (Indo-Pacific tarpon)
Lineage: Eukaryota; Metazoa; Chordata; Actinopteri; Elopiformes; Megalopidae
Gene: atp6v1c2
Product: ATPase H+ transporting V1 subunit C2
Exons: 13
Coding region: 1-1197 (398 amino acids)
Biological process (GO): proton transmembrane transport
Cellular component (GO): vacuolar proton-transporting V-type ATPase, V1 domain; lysosomal membrane
Molecular function (GO): proton-transporting ATPase activity, rotational mechanism
Source: RefSeq, a predicted model, not a curated record
AUGACAGAAUUCUGGUUGAUUUCGGUCCCACUUGACAAGACCAGCCUGCAGUCUCUGGAGAAACUUAACCAUGCUGUCUGCAAGGCCAGGCUGGCCUCAAGCUUCAGGUUCCCCAUCCCAGAGCUGAAGGUGGGCACACUGGAUGUGCUGAUGAGUGUUUCUGACGAGCUCACCAGACUGGACGCCUAUGCAGAGAGCGUGAUUCGGAGGAUAUCCCAGUGCAUGUCGGAGGUGAUGGAACCCUCCAAGGACAAAGUGCUGGAGAACACUCUGGCCAAUGGAGAAUCGAAGACACACCAGAAAAUCACCCAGUCACCCUCGAAAGCUUACUUCCAGACCUUGCUGGUGGAUCUGGUCAGUUACGUGACACGCUUCCAGUGGGACAGAGCCAAGUAUUCCACUUCUCUGCCCCUGAAGACCCUGACAGAGGUGAUCUCUAAGCAAGUGUCCCAGACGGAGUCUGAGCUGAAGUCUCGAUCUGCGGCCUAUGGAAAUCUGAAGGCCAGCCUGCAGGGUCUUGAGCGCAAAAUAGAGGGCAGCCUGCAGAUGCGCACAUUAACAGAUGUUGUGAAGAAGGAGGACCUAGUGCUGGGCUCAGAGUACCUGACCACUCUGCUGGUGGUGGUGCCCAGAGAAAACUACGCACAAUGGGAGAGGACCUAUGAGUCCCUGACCGACUUUGUGGUACCCCGCUCCAGCAGGAAGCUACUCGAUGAGUCCGAGGGAGGGAUCUUCACUGUCACCCUCUUCAAGAAGGCUGUCAGUGACUUCAAGGCCAAAGCCAGACAGCACAAAUUCACAGUCCGAGAGUUCAGCUUUGAGGAGUCAGAGAAGCAGAGGCAGGAGAUGAACAGGCUCAACAGUGACAAGAAGGAGCAAUAUGGAACCUUUGUCCGCUGGCUCAAGGUGAACUUCAGUGAGGUCUUUAUGGCCUGGAUCCACCUGAAAGCCCUCCGGGUGUUUGUGGAAUCUGUGCUGAGAUAUGGUCUCCCGGUGAGCUUCCAGACUGUUCUUCUGCAGCCGGACAGGAAGUGCAGCAAAGCGCUGCGUGAGCUGCUCAGCACCCUGUUCUCUCACCUGGACAGUGCUGCUGCUGCCAGCAAGCCCGAUGUGGGGUUGGACAUCCCCGGCAUGAGUCCUCUGGAGUACUACUCCUACAUCUACUUCAAGAUCGACAUCAACUUGGUGAACAGCUAG